CAAACUUGUCCUCUCGCCCUCUUGCUUCCUUAACCUCUUAUCUUACAACAACACAACCAAAUCAAUGGAUCCGUGCCCGUUCGUGCGGAUCCUGGUCGGGAACUUAGCCCUGAAGCUUCCCCGCUCCCCCUCCGCCGCUUGCGAAUCCUCUUCUUCCAAUUGCCUGGCCAAGGUCAGGUUCAAGGGCUUCCCCACGCAGGUGGCCACUAUCCCCAUCGUACAGGAACACGACGAUAACCCUCAGCACCAUCGCCCCCGUCACUCCUCGCUGCAGUCUUCCUCUUCGUCGGCCUCCUCCUCCAACCCCAAUUCCGGUUCCUCUACUCAUUCGCUGGCAGCCUGCUUCAAUCUCGACAAGUCCCAGAUCGAUAAGUUCCUCCAAUCUAAGAAACCCAAGAGUUUGAACAUCGAGAUUUACGCCGGUGACGACGGAGGAGGGCCUUCUUCCUCAGCUGCCGCCUGCUGUUGUUCCAGCCGGAAGCUCAUGGGGACUGUCGUCGUUCCGCUUGACCUCCGGAAGGCAGAGUUUCGGCCUUCUGUUAUGCAUAACGGCUGGGUGCCCAUUGGGGGAAGGAAGAAAGGAGACGAACCAGCGCACUUCUUCCUCAAUGUUCGGGUUGAGCCCGAACCCAGAUAUGUCUUCCAGUUCGAAUCCGACCCGGUCUGUAGCCCUCAGAUUUUCCAGGUUCAGGGCAGCGUCAAGCAGGCCGUCUUCACUUGCAAAUUCAAUUUGAGAAACCAGGGAGAUCGCAGCAGCCUCUCACGGCCAUCAAUGGCGGACUCGAGCGCCCCAACAGGUUGCCUGCGGUCCAUCACAGGAGGCAGCGACGGUGGGAGCCAGAGUAAUCAAUUCACGAAAGAUCGCAAGGGGUGGACAAUCACAAUCCACGACCUCUCUGGCUCGCCGGUGGCGAUGGCAUCGAUGGUAACUCCGUUCGUUCCUUCCCCUGGUUCCGACCGGGUCAGCCGAUCAAACCCGGGAGCCUGGUUGAUUCUCCGGCCGUCUUCAGGCACAUGGAAAUCCUGGGGGCGACUGGAGGCGUGGCGAGAAGGCCGCAAAGGUCUCGGGUACCGCUUCGACCUCCUCCACGACGGAAUCACCGCCACUCCCACCACCUCCACGCUCGUCAAUUCGGUGGUGAGCACCAAAGGGCGGGGGAAAUUCGCCAUCGACAUGACGGGAACCGCCGCUACCCCGGCCUGCAGCCCGCAUAGCAGCUGCGACUUCGGGUCGGGAUCCGGAUCGUGGUCUGGGUCAGAGUUCGGGUUGGGGAUGCUGAGCCAGCCGAUCUACAAGGGCUUCGUUAUGUCCUCGACGGUCGAAGGGAAGGGCGGCCAGCCGGAGGUGGAGAUAGGGAUCCAACACGUGAACUGCACGGAGGACGCGGCGGUGUUUGUUGCGCUGGCGGCAGCGGUGGAUCUGAGCAAAGAAGCGUGCCGGUCGUUCCCUCGGCGGCUAAGGAAAGGGUUGCAGCAGCAGGCUUAGUCUUUUGUCGUAUAACGCUCAAUGGGUCCGUCGUUUUGGGUUGGAGGCUUUUGCGCUACAACUAAAACUAACAGCGGAAUGUGAGCUGGAUGGUACAUGUACA
Messenger RNA from Linum tenue, 1589 nucleotides. The record is from the annotation of a GenBank genome assembly. NCBI's taxonomy places the organism in Eukaryota, Viridiplantae, Streptophyta, Magnoliopsida, Malpighiales, Linaceae.